This is a messenger RNA of Racocetra persica, 141 nucleotides long. Lineage: Eukaryota; Fungi; Glomeromycota; Glomeromycetes; Diversisporales; Gigasporaceae. The record is from the annotation of a GenBank genome assembly.
AAUUCUAAUAUUGAUCUUUUGUUUGAGGAAGAAGGACUUGAAGAGACUUUAGAAUUUGAUAUCGAAGCAGUGAAUAUUGAUAUGAGGGAUGAAUUAGUAAUGGAAGAAUUCUUUGAUAUGAAUAUAUUCGGACAAUGUUAA